Molecule: messenger RNA, 1198 nt
Organism: Cottoperca gobio
Lineage: Eukaryota; Metazoa; Chordata; Actinopteri; Perciformes; Bovichtidae
Gene: mcrip1
Product: MAPK regulated corepressor interacting protein 1
Exons: 5
Coding region: 182-496 (104 amino acids)
Source: RefSeq, a predicted model, not a curated record
GGAAAUGAUUGGUUGGCAUUGGCAACGUUUUAGCCAGGUCUAACGGCGUACACAGUCUGUGAAUAAAGAAACCGAAAGGAAGGGUUAUAAAAAAGAAUUCAGCAGAGGACUUGUGAACAUUUUUAUUCUUCAAAUCCACUCGUCAUAGAGGAGUGAGGAGCGAGUACAGACUGCAAACAGAAUGACCAGGUCUGUAACAAUGCACAGCUCAUCUGCUCCCAGGAUGGUGAAUAGUUACAAGCGGACUUCAAGCCCCCGAUCCCCUACUAACACUGGGGAGCUUUUCACCCCAGCACAUGAGGAAAAUGUGCGCUUUAUACAUGAAACCUGGCAGUGUGUGCUCCGAGACAUCAGAUCAACACAAAAUAGUGAACGUAAUGACCGUGGACCACAGGAGUAUGUGGAAAAGAACCCAAAUCCUAACCUACAUUCUUUCACACCAGUGGACCUGAGCGACCUCAAGAAACGCAACACACAGGACUCCAAGAAGUCCUAGUCUUUCUCAUAAUGGUCCAGUCGCUUCUUUCCACCCAUUAUCCUCGAGAACUUUUCCUCCAUCAGCCAGAAAGUCAGCCCUGUUGGCCAGUCUAGCACAGAAUGCCAAUCUCAUUUCUCAACUCUGGACCAUAGCAGCCCCCGUCUCUUUCUUUACCCUCUACAACUGACUGCGAAGAAAAGAACCCGGAUUCCAGGGAGCACAAAUUCUCUCGUCUCUUGGUUCAUGUUUUUUUCAAGUCACAAAAUCUUUACAUUCUUUAUGUGGAUGGGACUGAUGCAAACUUUCAUCAAAAUUUGCUGACAUCUGAUGCUGAGAUACAAACUGUCGACACUCUCCACAGGACACAAGUGACUGCAGUCUUAAAUACAAACCUUGUUUUCUUUAAUACUGCUACUUAUAUGACUUUGGAGGAAAAUGCGAAAGGGCUGACUUCUUUUUUUUUUUUUUAAAUCUUUUUUUUUUUAACGUUUGUUUGAUCAGUAAAUUGUAGAAGUAAUGGAAUGGUCACAUUGGAUAUACACUUUAUGGGCAAGUUUUGGAAGCCAAAUGCAAUGUAGAAGGCCAACAUUUUUAUUAUAAAUUUUUCUUGCCCUCAAAUGGACUUUACUAAGUAGAGACCUCCCCGAGUAUGCUGCCCUUGGUUGACCCCCCUCCCCUAAGCCUUGAAACAAAAAUGUUGAAUAAAAGACUUUUACAGUA